UUUGCUUCGCGUAGCCAUUGUUCGCGGCGCCACCGACACGAACACUUCACCGCACUUCAUGCUUGUGGCUGCAUCAUCGUGAAAUUCGUGAGUGCGCUGCGGAGUGAAAGCUUCUGGCGUGUCGCCGCGUCGCCCGUGUGCGGAAUCGAAACGGAGUUUUAUUUACAGUCGCGCGCGCGAUCUCCAAUUACGAAGGUGCAUCGUACACCGCUGCAAAUCGCCGCCGAACGCCGUGCAGUGAGUGCGAACAUUUCGUUUAGUUUCUGAUUUUCCAACCACACAACCAUACAACCACAAUAUCUCGCAGGCACGAACCGUCCUCGUCCGAAAAAAUCAUCCGGAUACCAAACAUUCAACUCUCCCAGCUGAAUAAUCAACAAUCAACAAAAACAAACACGAAUCGUGUUUAUCUGGUGGUAUCUGGUGACAUUUCUAGUGAGAAAACCCCGGAAACCAAUUGGGAAAUCCCCGCCAUCGCUAGGAAAACAUCAAAAUGAAUGUCAUCAUCAAAUUCUAAUUGUAAAACAACCCCUUGGUUCACUUUAAACAAGUAGAAACGAUCCAGUGAAACAAACCAUCAGUGAAUGCACACAAAUGGAAAGUGUCAACAUCAUUCCGAUGACUUUUCCAAGAGGUUAAGUACACACUCAUCAUCAAUAUUCAAAAAGGAAGAUAAACUAGCGUAGCGUGGAGCAGCGAAGCAUGUGCAACUUGCCAACGGUUGCCUUCGCCAUAGGUCACAAUCGAUGCUGCUGCAUAUGGCUGUGCGCGAAGUUGGUUAACAACACGUAAUACACAAGAAGAGAUGCACUCGAAUGGGGGGCGCGAGUGCGCGCCGAAGAUGGUGUGCAUGUACGACACACCGUGCGACCCCACGGACGGCAACUACGACAAGCAGUUCUGUCCGAACAACGAGCUCAGCGAGCCGCCAAGGGCACGCUCGGAUCGCUUGAAGACCGGGUCGAGUUGUCAGGCGCUCAAACACGCCGUGGCGUCGCUGCAUCGCAUCGAUGACUUCCACAAGGAGAAGAUUGGUUCGGGGUUUUUCUCUGAAGUCUUUAAGGUUACGCAUCGUGUGACAGGUCAAGUGAUGGUGCUGAAGAUGAAUCUACUGCGUUCGAAUCGGCGCAAUAUGCUGAAGGAAGUGGAGCUGAUGAACAAGCUCUCGCAUCCGAACAUUUUGGUCUUCAUGGGCGCCUGUGUCCAUGAGGGGCAGCUGCAUGCGCUUACUGAAUACAUCAAUGGCGGGUCAUUGGAACAACUCAUCCAGAAUCGCUCCGUGGAACUGCCACAACCGUCCAGGGUGUCGCUGGCGCGCGAUAUCGCUCGCGGCAUGACCUACCUGCACUCGAAAGGGGUUUUCCAUCGGGACCUGACAAGUAAAAACGUCCUAAUCAAACUCCUUGACUGUGAUGAAAAGAUAGCCGUCGUGGGUGAUUUUGGGCUUGCCGCACGCAUCCCCGAUCCCACUUCAUCCGUAAAAUUAUGCACGGUUGGCUCCCCGUAUUGGAUUUCGCCCGAGUGCCUAAAAGGACACUAUUAUGAUGAGAGUUCGGAUGUCUUUAGCUAUGGAAUUGUGCUGUGUGAACUGAUUGCGCGCGUUGAAGCCGAUCCGGACCAGUUGCCACGGACGGAUAAUUUUGGUCUGGAUUACCUCGCCUUUCUGGAGAUGUGCGAGUCGUCCGUCAUCCCCGAGUUUCUUGAGCUGGCGUUCAAGUGCUGUUUUAUCGAACCGCGCAAACGGCCGCUCUUUGCUGAGAUUGAUCCAUUGCUGACGCGGAUCCUGAAUGAGGCGCCGCCGGCGAUGCGGCUUCCUGGUUGUGCUGCGGCGAAGAGCGUGGAGCAAUUACCUGCUUUAGCUGCGCAACCCAAUGCAACACAUAGGAAAAUAUCGCAUCGAAGAUCAUUCAGUGAAGAUGUUUCGACAUUUUGUUUAUCAACAGCACAUUCAUCGCCCAGCGAGAAGGCGCGUCGUCAUGCGAUUACCAUGUGCCAUCAGGACCCGCACUACAAACCACGUACGACGAAUCCCUUCGCGGCGCUCGCGCAGUUUCGCGGUGUGAAAAAGUUUCUCGGUAAUUUCUCGUCGUGUUGUGAACUCCAACCGCCGCUGGACAAUGAUCUGGCACCUUCGGAUUCCCCGCGUUCCCUCCCUGGUUCACCGACACCAACGCGUAAAACCUCGGGGUGUGGUGGUAGUAAUAAUCAAAAAUCUGGUACAAGGGACCUUUUUCGUACCGGUUCAUCCACAAAUCUUUCGGAGUGUGGUGUGACUGAAACCCCACAGCCGGUGCUCCGGCGACGUGGUUCUAGCGAAUCAGGGUUUUAUUCAUCAGUGGGUGAAUGUUUAUCGCCCAGUUCGUUGUGGGAUAGCGGUACGGCUGUUAGCUCACUGCGAUCUUUAGAUGAGUUAGAACCAGCGGAACUCCACGCGCUUUGUAAGCGCGCUUCUUCGAUUUAUACCGACAGUAGCGAGGACAUAUCGAGCGUGGCUGGGUCCGAUUGGGCAGCGCAGGAUCUCCAGCCGAAUAUUUCUACUAUUGUGGAUUAUUUUGAACGGCGGUCAUCCAAACAACACCAUCAGAAUCCCCGCGCAAGGAAAACGCUGGAAAGACCGCCGAAUAUGCCUACGGCCACAACGAUUGCCAGCGCGCAUUUGUUACCACAACGGAAUAAAUGCUCGCGGCUGGUGGUAUGUGAGGGUGCCGUGCGAUCCAAGCUGCCGCUGUUCGACAAGAAACUCUGAUUGCUACUGAGCCGGCCAGUCUUCCCGCGCUGAUCGAUUGUUGAUCUUCUAGUCACGAUUCACACACUAUGGCGCCGCUGUGCGCCGCUCGCCGUGAACGAGAUACUUCCUGUGAACUACCUGCAAAACAUUGAUUAAUAUUAUAUAUUUUUAAGAUGCUGACGGCCUAUGCGUCGUCUCGGGCAGCUGCAUUUCGUCGUGACACACGAAUCGACUGUGUACAAAGAGUAAUUAUUGGAAUGUCAAGGGCAGAAUUUUAUCAGCACUGCAAAAACAGUCAAUUUAAACCUAACUAUAUUAACGUCUAUCUUCUAUUACGCAUCAAACCGGUGAAAAACGAAUAUAUUUACAAACGAUGUUGUUAAAUUUGUUUAUGGUUACGAUUACGGUUUGUUUUUCAUAUACUAGUUAUCCACUUGAUCAUCUUUUGACUGAUCCGGUCGCUGUAAAUUAAUCUGGAAAUCAAAACGCAGCGAUCGGACACACACACACAACCUUAUCUAGCUCGCUUGUUUUAUUCAAAUGUUUGGAGUACCUUCUUAUACAUAAGUUCCUUUCUGUUUGUUUCUCUUCACUCAUGGUUUUGUAACGAAGGGGUACAUAUACAUAGAUGGUGCAGUGUACGAAAACAUUUUUACUGGUGCCACGAGGCACUCAUACUAGUGUGUGCGAGUGUUAUAUACGAGUAUAUAUAUAUUUUGUACUUUAGAGAUGAAUUAUAAAAGUAUUAGCGCAAAUCGGAUGACGAAAUGAAUAAUAUUCUGAUCGGGGAGUCAUUGUUAGCCAGGAAUGUCAGCGACCGUCCAAAGAAACACACAAAUGAAAAGCAAUUCGAAAUCGGCGAUUCUGUUACAGCGUAUUAUUCAUUGGUUAUUCAUCUUUUGCGAUGCAAUAUAUGAGACACACGGCACUGAUUUGUAAAGAGAUUUAUUCACAUAAGUUCUAAGUAAUUUUACGUUUAUAAUUAGUUUUUAGUUACGCGCGACGGCGAUAUUUCCUUCUGUUUUUUGUUAUUGUAUCACCGCUACGUAUUUGCUCGCCGCUCGCCACGAGAUUGCAAGUGAUUUUUAGUUGUGCGCUAUUGAGUUAUGGAGUUUUUGAUGACUGUCGAGAGGGCGAACUUGUGAACCUCUAGGGAAAUUUCUAUUUAAUUGUGAAAUGAAACUGUAUAUGGGGCAAAUGUGAGUGCAAGAUUGGGCGACAAAAUGUUUAUAUCUUGAUUAGUGAAACAUUAAUGAAUGAUGAACGACAAGAAAAUAAAGAUUUUUACAUAGUA
Messenger RNA from Dalotia coriaria, 4022 nucleotides. It is a transcript of the gene cdi, whose product is annotated as center divider. The record is from RefSeq and is a predicted model, not a curated record. Gene Ontology annotation, molecular function: protein serine/threonine kinase activity; ATP binding. Gene Ontology annotation, cellular component: nucleus; cytoplasm. Gene Ontology annotation, biological process: protein phosphorylation; actin cytoskeleton organization. Lineage: Eukaryota; Metazoa; Arthropoda; Insecta; Coleoptera; Staphylinidae.